Messenger RNA from Periophthalmus magnuspinnatus, 3335 nucleotides. RefSeq names its product zinc finger protein 3 homolog. Lineage: Eukaryota; Metazoa; Chordata; Actinopteri; Gobiiformes; Gobiidae. Gene Ontology annotation, cellular component: nucleus. Gene Ontology annotation, biological process: regulation of transcription by RNA polymerase II. The record is from RefSeq and is a predicted model, not a curated record. Bases 146 to 2887 code for a protein of 913 amino acids. Gene Ontology annotation, molecular function: DNA-binding transcription activator activity, RNA polymerase II-specific; RNA polymerase II cis-regulatory region sequence-specific DNA binding. The transcript has 5 exons.
GCUCCAAGAUGGCGGCCGCCUGUAAACACUCCGCUCUUGAGCUGUAACGUUUCAAACCUCUGGUUUUCUUCCGUUUGCUUUUCUGACACAUCAGCCCCGACAGCUCCAACAUACAAAAUCGAUCAUUUCUACCACAGUCUACGACAUGGACAAAGAUAAAGGAUCAACAACACCGAAGAAUGAGAAAAAAGUGCUCUGUGUGGCCUCAUCUCCCGCAGGUGUCCAGAUCCCCUCUCUGAGUCCUGUUCCAGGUCUGAAGCAGGAAAUCCUAGAGACCGCACAGAUCAAAGAGGAGCCAGAGGAACAGAGCGUCAAACAGGAGGAAGAGCAGCUGCAAGUGUGUGUCCCUGAGUCCAGUGCUGUCGAUGUGAAGACAGAAGAGUCCUCACUGGACAUCAUCCCAGAGCCACAUGUCGACUCAGACACUGAGGAACUCACAGAGCACUCUUCUGACACUGAGAAUGAUGAAGACUGGAGAACUCCAUUCAGCUGUUCAGCUGCACAGAUGGAGACAGAGGCUGAUAGAGACCAAGUCCAGAUCAGAGCCAGAAGCACCACUGCUCCAAACUUAGGUCUAUCCCCCAAAUACAAGUCUGCACCAGAAACCAGUGCCACUCUGGACAAUGGAGACAUGUCAGGAGCCAAAGAGAAGAAACACCAGUGCACUAAUUGUAAAAAGAGAUUUGGGACUAGAUAUGAUUUAAAAAGACACAUGAAAAGAUACAUGGGAGACAACCCUUACAGUUGUUCAGUUUGUAAGAAAACAUUUUGCCAGCGUUCAACACUUCGAACACACAUGAUAAUACAUACAGGUGAAAGACCAUUCAGCUGUUCAGUUUGUACAAGAACAUAUCCCCGAAAUGGUGAUCUUGUAGCACACAUGAGAACACACACAGGAGAAAAACCCUACAGUUGUUCAGUCUGUAAGAAAUCAUUUUACCGAAAUUCAACUCUCACAACACAUAUGAGAAAACAUACAGAUGUAAACUCAUUCAGCUGUUCAAUUUGUAAAAAAAUAUAUACGAAAAAUAGUGAGCUUGUAGUACACAUGAGAAUGCACACGGGAGACAAACCUUACAGCUGUUCAGUCUGUAAGAAAACAUUUUGCCGAAAUUCAACACUUCGAUCACACAUGAGGAUACAUACGGGUGAGAAACCAUUCAGCUGUUCAGUCUGUGAUAAAACAUUUAACCAACGAAGUAAUCUUAAUGUACACAUGAGAAUACAUACAGGGGAAAAACCAUUCAGCUGCUCAGUCUGUAAUAAAACAUUUAGCCAUCUAACUACUCUGGAAACACACUUGAGAACACAUACAAGUGAAAAAACAAGCAGCUGUCAUAAAAUGGAAUUUACCCAAAACAGUGAUCUUACAGUGCACACGAGAACAGACAUGGGAGACAAACCUUACAGCUGUUUAGUCUGUAAGAAAACGUUUUAUUAUUAUUCAAAACUUGAAGCACACAUGAGAAUACACACAGGUGAAAAACCCUUCAGCUGUUCAAUCUGUAAGAAAACAUUUAACCGAAAAAGUUAUCUUAAAGUACACAUGAUAAUGCAUACAGGUGAUAAAACAUUCAGCUGUUCAGUCUGUAAGAAAACAUUUAAUCAAAAAAUGUGUCUUAAAGAACACCUGAGAGUACAUACAGGUGAAAAACCAUUCAGUUGUUCAAUUUGUAAAAAAGCUUUUUCUCAUUCCUCUAGUCUCAGAUAUCAUAAGAGAGCACAUGAAAAGGAGAAACCUUACAUCUGCUCAGUCUGUAAAACAGGAUUUACCUCCAGCUCUAAUCUGAAAGUUCAUAUGAGACGUCACACAGGCGAGAAAUGUGAAGAUAUAGUUCAGCCUGUGGAUAACACUGGAGACAAACCAAAGCUGACUGAUCACAGUGAUGGAGCUGUAUCUACACGGUCUGAGGAUGAGAGCAUAAGCCAGCUGCAGGAGUUAGGACAAAAUGUGGCGUCAUUUCAUCUGCAGUCAUCUUUCGGACUCCAGAGAUUCUCAACUUGUCCCGAGGACAUUCGCCAUUACACCAGAUUUGCGUCCUAUGAGCACCUCAUGGCCUUUUGGAACCUCAUUGAAAGUGCCACAACAAAAAUGGUCAGAGUCACAUUGAAGAAGCCUUCAAGAACAAGUUCUGAAACUCCAUUAACUGAGCCAACAAAGCUGAGGCCUAUAGACGAGUUGUUCCUCUUCCUGACGUAUCUCUCCACUGGAUGCAAUCACUCUGAACUUGGCCACAGAUUCCACAUCCACAGCUCCACUGUGAGCGGAGUUAUCGUCACCUGGGCUAACUUCCUGUAUUGUCUCCUGGGGUCCAUCUGUGUUUGGAUGUGUCCCGCUGUCAUCAGGGAAACUCUCCUUAAAGAUUUCCACGGCGGUGAAGACAGAGUCGUCCUUGAGUGUACAGAGCUGCUGUGUCAAAGUCCCUCAUCACUGCUUCCACAGAGUGAGGUGUUCUCCACACACAAAUGUCACUGCACCUUUAAGGCCAUGGUGGGCAUUUGUCCUGAUGGAGCACUCCCCUUUGUGUCGUCCCCGUGUGAGGGCUCCAUGAGGGACAGGGAGCGUUCCUGUCAGUCAGGUGUCUCACUCCUCUCUCCUGACAUGGACAAAAUGGAUGAGAAGGGCUCUCAGGUGGAUGACCUUGUGUCAGGAGGUGUGCACCGUCCUGUAGUUGUUCCCAAAGGAGCAGAAAUGCCCAAAGAGGAAGUACUGAGGACACGGGCCAUUGGCCGACUGAGAGUUCAUGUGGAGAGAGCCAUCCAAAGAGUCAAAGAGAACAAAGUCUUUGACACCAUCAUCCCUCUUUCAAUCUCUGGAAGCAUUAACCAGAUCUUUACAGUGGCCUGUCUUCUCUCGGACUAUCAGCAUGCUCCUCUGUAUAAAUGACAUUUUACUGUUGUAUGAGUUUACAUGAGGCUGCUGAUCUCAAAUAAUUUCUAUACAGACGACAAAAACAUGUUCAACCCUCCCAGUGAAAGAUGCAUUGGUCUGAAAAAAUAAUCUCAAAAUAGAUUAAUAUUCAGCUCUUUCAGAUCCAGGCUACGCGCUGAUCCCAUCUUGCAAUCAAAUUCUUUACUUCAAAGUAGAAAUAGUACUAUUAGAAUAUAAGCUACUUUCUAUGCACUUUUUCUCCCAAAAUCAAUUAUUUCUACCAAUUCCAGCUUUUAGCACAGCUGACUUUGUUAUAGAAUUCUGUCCCUCUAAAAGGUUUGAGUUUUCCUAAACACAUCGAUCAGUUCUUUUCUGGUUGGAACAAAGAUCAGUCUAAUUGUAAACCUGCAUCAGUUUGUACUCUGCCUUUUCAAAAUAAAAUGGAGAGGACAUUUUUACAGAG